Monopterus albus (swamp eel) is the source of this 2985-nucleotide messenger RNA. RefSeq names its product gastrula zinc finger protein XlCGF57.1. The transcript has 3 exons. Lineage: Eukaryota; Metazoa; Chordata; Actinopteri; Synbranchiformes; Synbranchidae. The record is from RefSeq and is a predicted model, not a curated record. Bases 201 to 2009 code for a protein of 602 amino acids.
GUUGCUGUCACUUUAAUGAUAUCGCGAGCUGUGAUUGGUCACAACGGCAGGAAAUGUGUUGCUCUUCCUGUGUUAUUGUCACUACACUACACAAUAAUGUUGCCAGUCGGUAAACGAUUGGUGAAAUAAUUUAAAGGCAAAUUUAACUGAGUGGCGUCAUUUACACUCAUAAUAUUGAGACGAAACCUAAUGGUGACGACAUGAGGACAUCUGCCGAGCAGAAAUCUUUUCUUGAGGCAAAGAGAGGACAGAAACAACACGAUGCGGUCAUCGCUAAAACUGAAAAUGCACUGGAGCUGGAUGGUGAGGAAGGCUCCGAUGAGGUUAAUACUAAUGUAGAUGGAAUUAAAAUCCAAAUCAAGGAGGAACCAUAUUCACAGGAGAUCAGCGAGGAGCACAAUGGAGACACAACAAGAAGUUUAGACACUACGCCUGACACCGUGACCUCUGUAUCAGCUGUUCACAGUCAUCAGAGACAUAUAAAGCAUGAGUAUGACUCUGGCCAUCAGCCAGAAUAUGGAUGCAGUGAAGUUUCUGUCAAGGAGGAGUCAGAAUCAUGGAUUAAAGAGGACGGAGAGAAUGAAGAGGAAGCAAAUAAUGGAGAGGGAGAGGAGGUCUGCACAGAGUCAUCGUCUGACUUUUUCCCAUGUCCUCACUGCACCGUCUCCUUUACCGACUUUGACUUCUUGGAGAAGCAUGUCAAGUGGGUCCAUCAGAAACAGUAUCUUGCCAAACUAAAAAAAUGCCUCUCAAGCCGCACACUAAACCUCAUCUCCAAACACACCUGCACAGUCUGCAGCAGCACCUUUAACUCUAAAGUUCACCUUAGGGUUCAUGUUCGUGAAACCCAUCCCUCAGCUCCUCCUCGCAGGCUACACCCCUGCCCAGCCUGUGCCCGUAGCUUCCAGUACCUGAAGAAUCUGAAGAACCACUGUCAGCGCUGGCACAACAUGUCUGUGGUUACCAUAGGAGGACAUCUAAGCUGCGCUGACUGUGGCAAGAGUUUCAAAGCUACCUGGGGUCAGGGUCCUCAUUUGUGUCAUGAAUCGAACAACACGGAACCUGAGGAUAAACCAAUCUGUCUGGACAUUGGUGUGCCAUGUCCAGAAUGUGGUAAGAAACUGCGCACACCCCAAAGCCUAGGAGAUCACAUGCGCACACACACAGGUGACCGACCAUUUGUCUGCAAGGAUUGUGGCAGGAGGUUCGUGGAGCGCAGCGGUUGGCGGCAACACAUGAAAAUACACACAGGGGAGAAGCUGUACAAAUGUCAGGUGUGUGGGAAGGCUUUUUUAAGGUCACACCACCUCAAGUGCCACUUAACAACACAUUCUGGCAAGAAGGAAUAUUCUUGCUCUGAAUGUGGAAAACAGUUUGGACUCAAGUCAAGUCUGAAUCUCCAUCUGAAGACGCAUUCCAGUGAGAGACCCUUCCACUGCAAUGUGUGUGGGAAGAACUUCAACACCCGGAGAAACCUGAGGGUUCACACCAAACUCCACACCAAUGAAAAGGCUCACCAGUGUGGGGACUGUGGGUUAAAGAUUGGAGACCUUGGGGCUUUGAAAAUACACUUGCGGACACACACUGGAGAAAGGCCUUACCACUGCACAGUCUGCGGUAAUAGGUUCAUUCGCCUUUCACAUUUGCGAAACCACCAGCGCACCCACACUGGUGAGCGACCCUACAAAUGCACUGAAUGUAACAAGAGUUUCACUCAGUCUGGAGACCUGGUGAAGCAUAAGAGAAUACACUCUGGGGAAAAGCCCUUUGAAUGUCCAGACUGCCACCGCUGUUACACUUCCUCUGGCGAUCUGGGCAAGCACAGGAGAAGUCACACUAACCUGCGGCCCUACACAUGUCAAGAAUGUGGAAAGAGCUUUCGCUUGUCAGGGCAUCUGAAAACACACAUGCUAACUCACACAGGGGAGAAGCCAUAUUCCUGCCCCAACUGCCUCCGCAGGUUUGCUCGUUCUCACCACCUGUCUGGGCAUGUGGCUAAAUGUCGCUGAGCGUUUCGAGACUAUUGUAAAUAAUCUAGUCAGUUGAGGUCAGAAUGGUAAUUACUGAAGCUGUGUACUGUAUACUAGAAUUUGUAAGGAACGUGUUAAAGUCUAAACUCAUUUGUAAAUAAUUAUUUAUAUGAACUGUCUGUUACUCUCAUGUCUCGGAUGACUGUUCUAACUUAUUACAAAUGAACUGAACAAGACUAGGGCCUAACAUUUGUUACUGCAUGGAACUAUCCUAAAACAUUAUCCCAGGCCUUGUAUGAAUUAUCCUCAGUGUAAGUCUAAACUGGUUUUGCAAGACACUAAAAUAAUGGAGGGGUGAGGGUAUGGUAUAAUGCUGACAUCAGCAGAACAUGCUCCAAUCAUUACUGUAUAGUCUGAAAAGAUUUAAUAAAUUAUUUGAAGAAUGCAUGAACACUGUGAUGCUAUGUUGCUGUUUAAGUCAGUGGGAGAGGCCAAAUUAUUUAAAGCAAGUGUUAAUUUCCUACAAUGAUAAUGAUCAUAUAUCUGUAGAAACUGAAACUUGGACAGUUCUCUUGUAUAAAAAUGGCAAGAAUAAGAGAUGCUAAAGAUUACUGACAAAUUUAAGUGGUCUUUUUGUUUCAAAGACAAACCAAAUAACACCGCUGGGUAACAAUGUGAUAAUUAAAACAAAGAUGGUGGCCCUGUGGUUCAGAAUGUUUCAGUUUUUGUUGAAAUUGUUUUAAAUGUAUGAAUUCAGUUAUAUGUUAAUUAUUGAGUUGAUAAUUAAAGGUGAUGUACUGGACUAUGUUAUAUUCAGAGGUGUUUCAAUAUUUUUGUUCUCCCCAGCUACAUACAUGAGAGGGUCAGAAUAUUAGGAACGCCUCUGAAGUGCAUACAGUUAACCUGGCCUGGCAGGGAUUGCGGGCACUUUGACCAUGUUAUAUAGGCUACCUACAGUUAUACACAGGCCUAACUACUUGUGGAAGUACUGACAACUGCAGUAAUAAAUAAUUCU